Molecule: messenger RNA, 2165 nt
Organism: Paramormyrops kingsleyae
Lineage: Eukaryota; Metazoa; Chordata; Actinopteri; Osteoglossiformes; Mormyridae
Source: RefSeq, a predicted model, not a curated record
AAACGGCAAAAACAAAAACUGAAUUAAAAGUGAAAUAACCUAAAUUAUUUUCAUGGGAACUAUUCAUUCUUCAAUUCUGUUACUGUCCAAGGCAAGAAAUGCCUAUUUAUGCAACAUAUGACAAUUAUCCAUAAAUAAACGCUUGGUUCACCGUGCUCUUUUAAUUUACAGAAACAAUUUUUAAAAAUUAAAUAAAUAAAUAAAACAAUUAGAUUCCGGCACUAUGCUUAUACGUGAAUAAACCCCUAAAGAAGACCUAUAGUUCCUAUAACGUUAUUUGGCAAAAUAGCAGAAUAAUAAGUUAUGCAGCAGAAGCAAAGCAACUUAGGUAAUUAGAUUAGGAAUUACUCUAGAUAAUAACCUCCAUAAAUACAUUUAGUUUCAAUAGCUGACACUUUAACUAUCUAUACCAGUCUAUGUAAUGUCGCAUUCUGGUAGUGUACAGUAAGUUGUGGGGGUGACGAAGUGCAAACCGGUCUUUCAGUGAUUGACAGAGGUAGGUAGAAAAACGAUUGUAACAAAUACAUUUUAUUCUUUCCUAUUUUCCUCAGAAAGUCACUUAAAUAAAUGUAACGGAGUAUAUGUAGCACGGUUCUACCCAAACCUUGGUCAUACGCGCAUGUGAAUUUGAAACAUUGUUAAUAUUUUUCCAGUACCAUAAGAGGACGUUUCUCAAGGAAACCAGUUGAUAAUGAGCUAGAGCAAACCGUUGAAGCUGAACCCCCUUUAAUAUAAUUCAUGAAAAGUAUUUAUAGGCAGCUGUCGACUUAUGUAAACCCAUCCAUCCAUCCAUUUUCUGUAACAGCUUAUGUAAACCGACUUACGAAAAUCCGAAUGUAUGUAGAAAAAACAAAACACCCGAGAUAAAUAAAGUUUUCGGACGCGCUAACGCAAAAAACGCGACAUACGUAAUACGCAAGCCGCCGGACGCUUGGCCGCACUCCGCGAAGAUGACUUCCUGCAGCUUCGCAGCUCUUGCCUGUACCUUGUUGUGAUCUAAUCAUUUAGGUAUACGGUACGUAUUUUGCAUUGUUUGCACUGUGUAUUUUUUAUAUUGGGCAUCAUGGAUGGCAAGCGUCCAAGGGAAUGUAAAAGUGAAUCAGCCCGUAAACGAACAGCGAUUAAUUUAGAAUUGAAAAUUAAAAUAAUCCGGAAAUAUGAAGCUGGACAAUGUUUAUCCGCAAUCGCACGUGAAUUCGGUUUAGCCAAUUCAACCGUAAACACUAUUGUGAAGGAUGCUGCACGUAUAAAACAGCAUGUGAAAGGAACAGCAUGUCUGAAGUCUACUAUAAUAACAAAGAGACGUGAAGGUGCAAUUAGUGAGAUGGAAAAAUUACUAACAUUAUGGAUGGAAGACCAAAUCCAAAAACGUGUUCCGCUAAGCGUAAUGACUGUACAAGCAAAGGCAAGAAGUCUAUUCGACGAUCUCAAGAAAAAAUAUCCCGAAGGCACGCAGUCGUUUUCUGCAAGCAGUGGUUGGUUUUCACGAUUUAAAAACCGUGCUGGUUUUUGUAAUGUGUUCGGCGAGGCUGCUGGUGCUGAUCUUGAACGAGCUCGAAAAUUUCCCGAGUGGCUACAUAAAAUCAUCCUCGAAGGACCGUAUUUGCCCGAACAAAUUUUUAACGCAGAUGAGAAAACCUUGUUUUGGAAAAAAAUGCCAUCUCGCACAUAUAUUGCCAAACAGGAAAAAACUAUGCCUGGAUAUAAAGCCUCCAAGGAUAGACUGACUCUUUUGUUCAGUGGAAAUGCAUCUGGAACUUUUAAACUAAAACCUCUUCUAGUUUACCCCUUUGAAAACCCAUGCGCUUUAAAAGGCAUCAGCAAGGCAACUCUGCCGGUGCAUUAUCGUUCAAAUAGCAAAGCGUGGGUCAGUGUGGAAAUAUUUGAGGACUGGUUCGUUAACUCUUUCGUUCCUGAAGUAGAAAAAUACUGCAAAGAAAAUGACAUUCCCUUCAAGAUAUUGCUUAUUCUGGAUAAUGCUCCUGGUCAUCCUUCCCAUCUGGAUGAUUUUCACCCAAACGUAAAGGCUGCGAGAAGGAUGAGCUGUUUGAGGAAGUGUGUGAAAAAAUCGUUCAGUUUGGCAAGCAGUUGCAGCUGGAAGUGAAUAAGAAGGAUGUGGAAGAAAUGAUUGCGCAUGACGAAGAACUGUCUAAUGAGGAUCUCAU